AAAUUUGCUGAUUAUUGCUAUAACGAGAAUCGACAGAAUGGUUUGCGAGAAAUGCGAGAAAAAAUUGGGAAAAGUAAUUACACCCGAUCCAUGGAAAUCUGGAGCCAGAAACACAGUGGAAGGCGGUGGAAGAAAAAUUGGAGAAAACAAAGCUCUUUCGGCAAGGAAAGCUCGAUUCAAUCCAUACACUGCAAAAUUUGAGACUUGCAAAAUAUGCAGACAAAAAGUUCAUCAAGUUGGUUCGCACUAUUGUCAGUCAUGCGCUUAUAAAAAAUCUAUAUGCGCUAUGUGUGGUAAGAAACUUAUGAGUACGAAGAAUUAUAAGCAGUCUGCUACGUAAAGUUACCUCCCUUUACAGGAAAUGUCUGAACAUAAUAAGCAAUGAUAUUUUUGUAUGUACAUAUACAUAAUGGAACAAAAUAUGUAAAGUAUUUCAUAUACUAGCGUAUCAUUUAUAUCUUCUAAUUAAUAUUAAUAAUUAGUGACAUAUGUAUUUAUAUGUACAUCAAAUAAUUUAGUUCGAUAACACAUAAUCAAUAAUUGUAUAUUAAAUGUAUUUACUCUUCUUUAAUAUUAGCAUGCACAAAUUUAAAUAUUGUACAAAAUAGAAGUUAAUUAGAAUUAAAUUUAAUACGAACAAUAAUCAAAUAUGGAUUUUGCGUUAGAAGAACAAAAAAAUUUUCUGUCAGUAUCUUUUUAUAACAUUGUCAUAUCAUGCUCCUUUAACGUAUUUAUAAAUAAAUACUUAUGCACACAAACAAGUACAAUAAGAGGUAGUAAUAUAAGUUUGCAUUGUAUUUGGAUUUUAUCGUAAUAUGUAUGUAUGUAUAUAUAUACUUGUUUUCUACCUGUGAUAUUAAAAAUCUUAUAAUU
Messenger RNA from Polistes canadensis, 873 nucleotides. Its product is annotated as cysteine-rich PDZ-binding protein. The record is from RefSeq and is a predicted model, not a curated record. Gene Ontology annotation, cellular component: dendrite. Gene Ontology annotation, biological process: cytoplasmic microtubule organization. Gene Ontology annotation, molecular function: microtubule binding; PDZ domain binding. The transcript has a single exon. NCBI's taxonomy places the organism in Eukaryota, Metazoa, Arthropoda, Insecta, Hymenoptera, Vespidae. Bases 38 to 340 code for a protein of 100 amino acids.